This is a messenger RNA of Melanotaenia boesemani (Boeseman's rainbowfish), 1374 nucleotides long. It is a transcript of the gene pithd1, whose product is annotated as PITH (C-terminal proteasome-interacting domain of thioredoxin-like) domain containing 1. The record is from RefSeq and is a predicted model, not a curated record. The coding region runs from base 134 to 763 and encodes 209 amino acids. Lineage: Eukaryota; Metazoa; Chordata; Actinopteri; Atheriniformes; Melanotaeniidae. Gene Ontology annotation, cellular component: nucleus. The transcript has 6 exons.
AACCGCUAACUUCGCCUGACUUGAUGUAGAAGUUAGCUUCACGCUGCAAAGGGAAAGUUGCUGAUUCCUUUUCACUUUUUGUCAGCGGUCCUGUUUGCUCGGCUUAUUUAAUUUCUCAGCGGUUCGCCCCACGAUGUCUGGACACGGUCACGGCCACGGACAUGGCUGUUCGUGCGAGAGUGAGCACGAGCCUACGGAGAGGGGCCUGGAGUACGGACUCUACCGGCGGAUCGACCUGGAGAAGCUGCAGUGUCUGAACGAGAGCAGAGACGGAGACGGAAAGCUGGUGUUCAAACCGUGGGACCAGCGGAACGACAGAGAGAAGUUUGUAGAGAGUGAUGCAGAUGAAGAGCUGCUGUUCAACAUCCCUUUUACCGGCAGCGUGAAGCUGAAGGGCAUCAUCAUCUCCGGAGAAGAUGACGACUCCCAUCCAGCUGAGAUACGACUCUACAAGAACAUCCCUCAGAUGUCGUUUGACGACACCGGCAGAGAACCCGAACAGGCCUUCAGACUCAACAGAGACCCUCUCGCUGCACUGGAGUACCCAACGAAGAUCGCUCGUUUUUCCAGCGUUCAUCACCUCUCCAUCCACAUUUCCAAGAACUUCGGAGCAGAGAACACCCGGGUGUACUACAUCGGUCUAAGAGGAGAGUACUCCGAGGCUCACAGACAUGAAGUGACUAUCUGUAACUACGAGGCAGCAGCAAAUCCUGCAGAUCACAAAGUCGAGAGCAUCAUCCCACAAACCAACAUAAUUUCCUGAGAGCUUCAGGGAUCUGGGAAGAGGAUGAGGAGGGGGAGGAAGAGAAGAGAUUUCAAUGGCGUCUGCUGACUGUCAGAAAGUUAAAGAUGAGUUCACCGCUGCGUGCAGGCGGCAAAGUUGAGCUCGGCUGGGAAUGAGCGCUGAAAUCUGUCGAGCUAAGGGCUUUAUGUUCGUCUCCAGGAGCACAGCUGUCUCUCUGUUUCCAUGGCAAUAAAGUGUGAAGGCUUAAUGUGAGCAAAAUAUUUAACAACCAAUGCAUGACAUGUUUGAAACCGAGGUGAGGUCUGCUGUUAAAUAAAACACUGAAGGCUGAAAAGAUGUGUUGUGUUUUUAGCUCAUUCGAGGCCGUGGUUGCCGUGUCAACACUCCAGAUGAAUUAAAGCACAUUAAAUUUACAGGUUUAAACACAUGAUUGAACUUAAUUUGUUUGAUUUGGUGCUCAAACUCACGACGAUCUGAAGCUAUUUUCAGUGUUUAAAUAAAUAAAAUGAUAAUCUAAGGAAACAUUCCUGUUGGUCCCGCGGUGGACUGGCGACCUGUCCAGGUGUACCUGCCUCUCACCUGCUAAUGGCUGGGAUAGACUCCAGCAUUCCUGUAACCCUUAAAUGGAC